Letharia columbiana is the source of this 2283-nucleotide messenger RNA. RefSeq lists its product as uncharacterized. Gene Ontology annotation, biological process: spindle assembly; meiotic cell cycle; microtubule nucleation. Gene Ontology annotation, cellular component: centrosome; equatorial microtubule organizing center; gamma-tubulin complex. Bases 1 to 2283 code for a protein of 760 amino acids. The record is from RefSeq and is a predicted model, not a curated record. The transcript has a single exon. Lineage: Eukaryota; Fungi; Ascomycota; Lecanoromycetes; Lecanorales; Parmeliaceae. Gene Ontology annotation, molecular function: microtubule minus-end binding; gamma-tubulin binding.
AUGCUCCACGAAAUCCUCUUGGCGUUGGGUUCGGGUAGUCCAUCACCGCUUUUAUAUCCCCAGUCUCACAAGGCUGGCGCGGGUCACGGGCUCCUGCAGAGCUUCCUCUCUCCUGCAGAGCAGGCCUUGCUGCAGUCCUUAGCUCACAAUCUUGGUGACAGGAAUAGGAAUAUCCGGGACAAUGCCUCAGCCAUAUCCUCAAUUCACCCAUCGACAGUCUGCCGCGCCGUAUCGACAGCUAUCAUCUCCAUAUACCUUGCGAAUUUUCAACAAAAAAUCUUGGAGGUGGAACAAGAAAUACUGAGAGAAGAUGCACGCAUCGUCGGUGCCCACAAUAUUGUACCACUGUCCGCCAUUGUUGGGGCAUUUGAUGGAUGGAGUCGAAAGCUUGAAUGGCUCUGGAAGCUCGUACAAUACAUCCAGGCACCUGCGCCAGGAGAAGCACAGCAUACGCGAUCGAAGCAUGAAAGCCGCACGGCGGCUGAGCUCAUUGGCCAUCUCAGAGAAUCUACACACACCGGAUACCCUGACAUCGAGGCGAUCUCUCUUGAUCUAGUGAGAGUGGCAGAGACUGCGUGGCUCAAGCAAACUUCUGCAUGGGUUCUCUACGGUCGACAUCCAGCCUACGGGGCUGGGGACUUCUUCAUUGCUCGUCAUGCAGCUAGCAUGAGCCAGACUGAAUUACCAUGGGAGUAUUGCGUCCAAGACAGCCUGGUCCCUUGCUUCGUCACUCCACACACAGCGCACUCAAUCCUCUUCAUCGGCAGGUCUCUUAAUCAUAUUCGAGAACGACAGUCAUCCUUCUCAGAUGGCUCCUCUAAGGCGGCUGCUCCAGAGCUCGCGCUGCUUUCCAACCACCUCGCGCAUCUCUCGUCACUGGAAUUUCCCCUCAGUUCUUCCAGCUUUUCGACCGCCAUUGGAGCAAUUCGGCUUUCACUGUCCCAAAACGCACUGCAAAAAUUACUACCAUUGACUAAGGUUUUGGAGAUGCUACAAAUACUGAAAGAAUUCUUCCUUCUUGAACGGGGGGAAUUCGCCGUGGCCCUCCUCACUGCCGCCGACGAGCGUCUUACAUCUAGAAAUCAAGCCGUAAGAUCUAAGCAGAACCUAGUCAAUGAGCUGGCCAGCAUGACCAUCAAGGAGGGAGAAGUAUCUGCCGUGCUGGCUCGAGCUUGGACCGCUUUAGCGUCGUACCAGAGUCUUGACGACGAAGAUGUGGAUGAGGAGCUUGAUCAGGCUCGGGAACUCAUCCGCCUGUCUAUCAGAACAGUGGAUGCAGACCAUACUUCUAAGCCUUCGUUGGCUUCUUUCAAUGAUCUUUUGCUGCCUGCACCAACAAUACUAACCCUUCGUGUGCCGUCUCCAUUAGACCUUUUCCUUUCUGCAUCUGAUGUCGAUACUUAUUCUCACAUUCAUGCCUAUCUUUUAUCGAUCCGAAGAGCACAUCUUCGCCUCAGUAAGCUAUUCUUGCUGUCGGUCCUUCGGAGAGACCAUCCAUGUCCGAAGGCGCCAGAAUCUCUGGAACACCACCAUGCUUUUGACGUAAUUGCCCGGAUGAGAACCCGAGCAGGUUACCGUGGGAGGAUUCUGCGCCCUAUCUGGGCCACAAUUGCCUCCGCAGCCUUUUUCCUUGCGGAACUCGGAGAAUUCUUUCAAGGAGAAGUUGUGAGGAGUUCUUGGUCAACAUUCCAUCGAUGGCUGAUGCCAACUUUGCCUCACGACCUGCGAUCUGUAAAUGACAGUUUCAUGUCCUCAAUUGGCUCGAGUGGACGGUCCCGUAGCCCGAGGCCAACUUCUUCACAACCGGUUCCAGAACCAGCAGCGAGGUCCUUCCAGGAUCCCGAGACUCUGACGCAAGCACACAAACGCUAUCUAGCAUCCCUUGAAAAAGCACUCCUACUCCAUGACCCAACCUUUACCACGGCGUUGCGUAGAUUCAUGACAUCCAUAGAUCAUAUGUCGGCCUUGAUGCAGCGUCUCGAUACCAUCCAGCGGAACAUGGACUCAGACACGCAGAACGAAGUCUCGAUUGCGACGAACUACUUCGCCGCGGAAGAAGAGAGACUAGUGCUUGACUUGAAGGCUUCUCGUGCUAAGGUCGCUAGCGGCGUACAGGCUUUGAUAGAGGCGUUGCGGGCCAUCGAUGUCGCAAGAAGUGCCGAACGGAACUACCGUGGCGACCAGGGGCUUAUGCAACAUGAUGGAUUUGUCCCAUGGACUGGCGGCGACGUUGAUCGCUUGCUUUUGAAAUUGGAUUACGGCAACGUGCAAAACCUGGCAUGA